CUCUAGCUAGUCUGAUAUUCAGAAUUUCUUGGGAAAUGAACAGAAAAAAGAUGUAGGGACUAAUUCAAGGUCGCACUGUCAUAAUAGAUGUGAAUUGUUUGAUUUUAAAAAAGAUAUGAGCAAGUUCAGAAUGAAAUAUUUAGCAUUCCUCUUGUCUUAGUCUAAAUGUGUCAGUAAUGGUAAAUAGAUAAGAUUGGAGUGAGGCAAAUAAUAAUGGCUGGUGCGGAUCUUAACAAGGUUUGCGUCUCAUUAAGCUACUGAGAAAUCUGUUUUGGACGUCUGUACUUUAAGCAAGAUGUGAAGAACUUUAGGAUACAGAAGAAAAUCAAAUAUGGAUCAAUUUGAUGAAAGAUGUAACAAUUUGGAGAAAACCUUCAGAAGAAUUUAAUGGAUACCUUUUCAAAGCCCAAGGUGUUAUAGAUGACAGCAUCAAUAGUGUCAUAGACCAUAUACGCCCAGGUCCCUGUCGCUUGGAUUGGGACAGCUUAAUGACUUCAAUGGACAUUUUGGAACACUUUGAAGAGAAUUGCUGUGUGAUGCGUUACACUACUGCUGGUCAGCUUUGGAAUAUAAUUUCCCCGAGAGAGUUUGUUGAUUUCUCCUACACUGUGGGCUAUGAAGAAGGGCUUUUGUCCUGUGGGCUAAGUGUUGACUGGAGUGAAAAGAGACCAGAAUUUAUUCGUGGAUAUAACCAUCCUUGUGGUUGGUUUUGUGUUCCACAUAAAGACAAUCCACACCAGAGUCUUUUGACAGGCUACAUUCAGACAGAUCUGCGCGGGAUGAUUCCUCAGUCUGCGGUAGAUACAGCCAUGGCCAGCACUCUAGUCAACUUCUACGGUGAUUUACAAAAAGCCCUACAAAAGGCAUAAUACAUUUAACUUGUAGUACGAUAGUCCCCCAAAUCAACUUUUUCUCUCAGCUGCAUGGGCUGUGAAAAUCAUCCUUUCCUCUCUUCUGUGUAGCCUAUAGAAAAAUUUGAGGUGAUUUGCUGGUUUAUUUUAUUCCUAAAGUAAAUAGUUAUCUAAGAGAGGGCAUUUCCAUUUUCUUAGACAGUGACUUCCACACUGUUUGGUACAGCAGUGUGUCUAAGCAUGGAGAGAAUGACAGACAUCCAUGAAGAUGUAGGUAUACUUCUUUGACCUGAACUCUUAAGAAACUGAAUACUGCCUCAGUAUGAAUAUUUUGGCUACUUGGAAAUUAGAGAAAGCACAAGCUUCAUGUUGUUAGUUAAAAUCACCUGUUUUAGAGUUUUAGGAACAUUUUCUAAGUUUUAACUAUUUUUGGAAGCUAAAUAUUAGUGCUUUACUUUUGGUAUGCUCUGUGAAUUCGCCAGUAUCUUGGACUAAAGAAAAAACUAUAUUUUAUAAAGGUGAACUUCAUUGUCAGGUGACUUGUACUACUUUAAGUAUUGAAAAAAUCAGAAAUAGAAAAAGAAUAGAUACAGUGGUAUAGAUACAAUUCAAAUACAAUUGUUUUGAUACCUAGAUAACAUUAUUUUGUGGAUAUCUUUAAAAAUGUAUUUGUAUCUUUCUGUGCAUUUCUUUUGGAAGGCCUAAAAAGCAUUUAUGCAUGGAUAAAACAGUACAAAGAACUGCCAAAUAUGUGCUGGGGACACCACAUUGAUUGGAUUGUGUGAACUGGUUGGUGGUACCUUAUAUUCACACAACAGCAAAUUGUCUAGAAAUCAAAUCCAGUGAGUGUCUUGUUCAUGUUUUAGUUUUGUUUUGUUUUUUUAAAAUAAGCCCUCAAGAAAUAGCUCUUAAUUCUUAGAAGUAUGUGAUAUUCUGUAGGAAAAUAAUCAGAUUUUCAGUCUUUCUCAUUUGAUCCAUGUUCACAUUUCAGUUUUAAAGUAUCACUCACCUCAUAAAGUAUUACUAAGUACAUCAUAAACAUUCACAGUUGUGACAUAACUUCAGUCUGGAACUUUAACAAAUACAUUCAUAGAUUUGUCCACAUGCCUGGAUGAGUCAUUUUAUAACAAGCAUGGACUAUAAUAGGUCCCUUAUUCUGUGGCUGCCUUAAAUGAACAUUCCUGAAUGAUUUUAACAUUCCAGAUGAUUCUUUGGCUUUUGAAUAACCACCUGGUUUACUUCUAAAAUGAGACCUUGAGGCAACUCAGUAUAUCCAUGCAAAUGUUUGUAUUUAUGUUUGUGUUCGGGCACAUGUCUUGAAAUCUUAUCUUCCUGUUCAAUGUGAGUUCUUUAUGUGGUACUUACUGUAUCCAUUGUUUUGUUUCUUCUUCUUCUUUUUUUUUUUUGAUUAAUUUUUGUAUACUCUAUAUUUUAUAUUCUAGUAUUCUGUCUAGGAUGGUGAAUGCCAGCAGAUGUCCAAUUAUAUGGUGCCCAGAUUGGGUGAGGGAUUUGCGAUAAGAUUGCCUGAGCUGGGUGCUCUUGUUGCCUGAGCUGGAUACCCCUAAAGCAAAUAAACUGUCCACUCAGUGACUCUAAUGUUCUCUUUGUCUUUUUCAACUUAUACCUCCAAUAUAAGGUAUAAGUUGAAAAAGUGGACUACAUAAUCCACUGCUGAAUUGGACCCACUGCACAUGAAAGGACCUUCACGGAAAAAUUUUUGUUGCAAUAUUGAGUCAUAUGAUAGAUUGAAAAAUAAUAUUUGAAUCACCUGAAAUUUAUAUGCAGCUUCUAGAUGGCACUUUAGAUCUGCUGGGCUCUAGUUGGCACUUUUUUUUUAAAAACAGCUUUAUUGAGGUAUAAUUUACACGCUGUACAACUUAACUGGCUGGAAGUAUACAAUCCAGUGACUUUUGAAUACAUUUAUAGUUGUGCGGUCAUCACCACAAUCCAGUUUUAGAACAUUUCUAUCAACCAAAAAGACCCCUUUUGCCUGUUGCAGACUCCUAUCUAACCAAAGUUUAGCACAGUUGCCAAUAUACAGAAGAUGAAAAAGAUCAGAGUAGGUUUUAUCUGGUUUUAUUUUUAUGCGUAGAGGCAUAGUUGAUUCUAAGCUCGGGCCUUUUGUGGUAGUAUAUUAAAUAUGUUAUCUCAAAUACUGUAAUUAUACAAAAAUUUAAUGAAUGGGUUGGGAUUAAUAUUAAACAUAUAAUUGAAUCUGCUAUUUCUGUAGCAGUGCUAUAGAAUAGAAAAAUAAUGUGAGCCAUAUACUAUGUAAUUUAAAAUUUUCUAGCAGUCACAUUAAAAAAGACAAAAUGAAACAGCUGGUGUUAAUUUUAAUAAUAUAAUUUAUUUAACUCAGUAGAUCCCAACUAUUACCAUUUCACCAUGUAAUCACUGUAAACACUCAUUAGGAUAGUUUACAUUCUUCUUCUGUACUAAUUCCUUGAAAUCUGGUGUGUAUUUUACUAAUUUGGAUUAGCCACAUUUUAAGUUUGCAUUAUCCACAUCAGGCCAGUGGCCUGCAUUAAAUAGCACAGAUCUGUAGUAUAUGUAUUAAUUUGUCUUUUUAUAGUAUGAAGUAAUGAGUUUCAUGGAAUUACUCUCUUAAAUACAAAAUGUUUUCUGGUCUCUGGAGCCUUCAGUGCUUGCUGAAUGGGGACUUCUGAACAUUAGAAAUAAAUUAGUUUGUAGUUAUUAAUAAAAUAAAAAUUAUAGCCAAAAAAACUUUUCCUUUAAAGAUGACCCCUUUCAGAGGGCAGUGAAUGAAACAAAAAAAUAUAAUCUGCCUUGUUAGGUGGUUGAUUAUUUUCUCUAGCUUACAGCUAGUUUGCAUCAGAAACCUAUUUAUGCAGGAAAUAUUAGCAUAGUACUGUUUUCAGUACAUGUUACCUAUUUUUUUAAGGACAUAGUUUCAUACAAAAAAUCGUUAAGUUAUCGUAAGUGAUACUUUUGCAUGAAGUUUUAGUUUGUAUUGAUAACCCUUGAUUAACCUUUGAAGUUUAAUGCAAUACUUAGCAAAAAUAAUUGUGGGAACUUAGUGUCUGCAGUGAUGUAUAAUAUGAACUGCUAGAGUGUCUUCAUUUUACUGUUCAUCGAGGUUGGAUGUAUUUGAAAUUGUAGAUUUCUACAUGUAAAAUUAUCUCCCAGUAAAAAUAAUUUUCUUUCUUUUUCUCUCUCCUCCUCCUUUCUUUACUAACUGAAAGGCAUAUUAUCAGCACUCAGGUUGAGUUAAAUUCACAUCUCAAACUAAAAAUUCUGCAGCUGAGGUUGCAUCUGGAGAAGAUAGGAAAACACUGCACAAUUUAAGCCCUUAAUUGUCUAUUGAGCUUUUGGGUAUGAGUAAUUUCCUUUGAUGUAGAUAGAGCUUUACCUAUUGACUCAAGAGCACACUGGCGCCCUUAGAAUCAGUGGUUAAAAUCCAGAUCCUUUUACUUACAUGGAUACUGCUGCUCUCUCCACCUUAUGGAUAAAUUUUGAAACCCAGAGAAGUUAGGGGACUUUACCAGGUUUCCAUCAGAAUGUGUGUCAGAUAAUCACUUGUCUGGUGUAUCUCCAUUGCCUUUCUUACUUAACAGCUUCUAGAAGGUGGGAUCUGAGCAUACAAGAAACAUAAGAAGUUGGAAUUUUAAUUUCUUCAUUAUUUUGUUGUUUCCAAAGAUUUUACAUGUAUAAAUAAAAGUUCAUCUCAUACAAUUCAAUAAAAGCUAUACUAUAUAUAGAUUUUAUUUUUUAAGUUUAUAAUUCUUUUAUGAGCCAAUAUGUAAAACUCGAACCUUUAAUAAACUAAAAGCAUGUUUUAAUAUAAAUAAACUGUGUAUUUUUAA
Molecule: messenger RNA, 4675 nt
Organism: Neomonachus schauinslandi (Hawaiian monk seal)
Lineage: Eukaryota; Metazoa; Chordata; Mammalia; Carnivora; Phocidae
Gene: STARD4
Product: StAR related lipid transfer domain containing 4
Exons: 5
Coding region: 345-869 (174 amino acids)
Biological process (GO): intracellular cholesterol transport; cholesterol transport involved in cholesterol storage; cholesterol import
Cellular component (GO): endoplasmic reticulum; cytosol
Molecular function (GO): cholesterol binding; cholesterol transfer activity
Source: RefSeq, a predicted model, not a curated record